Lytechinus pictus (painted urchin) is the source of this 936-nucleotide messenger RNA. RefSeq names its product basic helix-loop-helix transcription factor scleraxis-like. NCBI's taxonomy places the organism in Eukaryota, Metazoa, Echinodermata, Echinoidea, Temnopleuroida, Toxopneustidae. The transcript has 2 exons. Bases 178 to 936 code for a protein of 252 amino acids. Gene Ontology annotation, biological process: regulation of transcription by RNA polymerase II; developmental process. The record is from RefSeq and is a predicted model, not a curated record. Gene Ontology annotation, molecular function: protein dimerization activity; DNA-binding transcription factor activity, RNA polymerase II-specific; RNA polymerase II transcription regulatory region sequence-specific DNA binding.
UUUGCAGAUAUCAAGUUACCAGCUGUCAUCUACAUGCAUCUUUGAGCGAGAAAUCUAAGUUAUUGCCAGAAAAGGUGUAUUUUACCCUAUAUCAACCUUCAGAGGAAAGGAAUCUUGCAUGGUUUUCAGAACCCGUUUUUUCAGAUUUCGAUUUGGAACAUUUUUACUUUUAAAAGUAUGGCUGCUAUCAUCCAACACCAACCAUCAAUAUCUAUUUGUUCAUCUUUACCACAAAUGACAUCCGACAUUAACGGGAAUAAGAUUACAAACACUUCUUCAACGUGUAAAACGAGAUCCCAAACGAAUUCGAACCUCCAGAAACUGAAGCGCAAGAGCGGCUCCCGAAACGCAAACUCUUCAGAAUCCGCAUCAUCUGGCGGUGCUGGCGGAGAGAAAGGUGGAAGCGUUGCCAAGGCAUCGGCCGUGCGGUCGGCGCCGAAAGAGAAGGAACCCCAUCUCGUACAGCGGAGGAAUGCCAGGGAAAGGCGUCGCGUUCAGCUCGUCAACGACGGCUUCAUUCGACUUCGACGAAAAAUUCCGACCGAACCCAGGAACAAGAAACUCUCAAAAGUCAAGACGCUUCGAUCAGCCAUCAAUUACAUACUCCAUCUUCAACAGAUGAUAACGGAGUCGGACACACAGCAGCAGAGGAUGAUUGAGUAUAGUGGCCCGCAUCAUCCCCACCAUGGUCACCAUCAAGCGGGGGGCUACGGCUUAGGUAUGGGUGGACUUAUCGCUGGCCAUCCAGGGCCUCAUCCUCAAAUGCCCCCUCAACCAUCAAGUGGAGCCUACGAGUGGGACCAUUAUGCAGAAAAUCAACCCAUGAGAGAGAAGAGAAUGAUAAAGAAAAAAGAGAGGAAGGAGGAGAAGAAGAAAAAGAACAACAACAACAAGAAGGAGAAGAAAGAAGAAGAAGAAGAAGAGGAAGAAAAAUAA